Molecule: messenger RNA, 1122 nt
Organism: Morone saxatilis (striped sea-bass)
Lineage: Eukaryota; Metazoa; Chordata; Actinopteri; Moronidae
Gene: apnl
Product: actinoporin-like protein
Exons: 3
Coding region: 179-739 (186 amino acids)
Biological process (GO): pore complex assembly; monoatomic cation transport; cytolysis in another organism
Cellular component (GO): pore complex
Molecular function (GO): channel activity
Source: RefSeq, a predicted model, not a curated record
AGGGUGUAUACUCUCCGACUUGGAUUAUGUUGCAAGUGGGAGGGUUUUCUGGGUAGUUGCAUACAUCCUUGUUAAAAAAAAAAAAACCUGUGGGCACCUCCCUUUCAGGUAACUUUUCCCACUCUGGGACUUGAGAGCAGCAACAGAAGUUCUCAGCAGAUCUCAGAGCAAUUCCAAAAUGACAGAGUCAGCUGAAGCAGUUGCAGCCGAUGUGGCCAGCAAGAGAAGUGUUACCGUCGAAAUCUCAAAUAUCACUAACAACUACUGUCUCAUCAACCCUAGGGUUUACCUCGACAAUGGGGAGACAUACAACCCACCUCAACCCACAGUGCGCCCUCUAAAGACUGAGGUCUGCACUUUCACCAAGUCCAGCGGUAAAGCAACCGGCAGCAUUGGUGUCCUGACCUAUGACCUUUUUGAGAAGUCACAGAAUGACUACAUUGAGACUCUAGCCAUCAUGUUCUCAGUUCCCUGGGACUACAACCUGUACAAGAACUGGUUUGCAGUGGGAAUCUAUAAAAAGGGCCGUAACUGUGAUAAGGAUUUGUUCAAAGAAAUGUACUACGAGAAGAAGCAGCAAGAGCAUGGGUUUGUCAGGGAGGAAGCCACUGGGUCAGGUAUCAAUUAUGUGGGCAGCUACUUAGAUAUCAAGGCCACCAUGUGCCCGCUGGGCAAAUCCAUCAUGAAGGUAGAGGUGUGGGAUAAGCUUUUCACACCCAUGGGUCAGCAAGCGUACUAGAGACCCCUCCUAACAAGUGUCCCGUGCUGCAGAAUUCAUCCCUCCAUCUCAAGCUUUUCCCUGGAAGACAGUUUCUAAUACAGUCAACACGCAUGAUUUAACAGAUGUAUUGUUGCUGACAUGUGUCUGUAUACCUGGGUAUUACCCUUCAGUAAAUCUGCUUAAGAUCAGAGUUUAGUUUGUUUAUAUAUCCAGGCAGCAAUAACCCCCCCUUUUAUAGCCAAAGUCUCUGUCUAUUUCAAUAGCAUCCGGUUUUAAAAUGGUUUCUUUAGAAAUGAAAAUCAAAGGAUGACUCACCAGAGGACGAGGGCUCAUAGCUUAAUAAAACAUACUGAGAGCUUGUCUGUAUUUACCUUGACACUGUAAUAAAAUAAACCCUUUUC